AUGCCAGACAGCAAAAUAGCAUUUAUAUCCGAAGAACUUUGCAUCGGUUGCGGUAUAUGUCCAAAGAAGUGUCCAUUCGGAGCGAUCACCAUUAUUAAUCUCCCCACUAAUCUCGAGAAGGAAGUAAGCCACCGUUAUUCUGCCAAUUCAUUUAAACUACAUCGUUUGCCCAUUCCACGACCGGGGCAAGUGCUAGGUUUGGUCGGUACAAAUGGUAUAGGGAAGAGUACGGCCUUGAAGAUUUUGGCUGGUGUACUCAAGCCCAAUUUAGGCCGUUUUGAGGAACCACCAGACUGGCAGGAUAUUUUAAAGUAUUUCCGUGGUUCGGAAUUACAGAAUUACUUUACUAAAAUUCUUGAAGAUAAUCUCAAACCAAUUAUUAAACCACAAUAUGUGGACAGUAUACCGAAAGUAGCCAGAGGAACUGUGACCGGUUUGAUUACUGCUAAAUCCGAAAAGAACAAUGCAGAUGAAAUUAUUGCCAACUUAGAUUUAAAUGAAGUCUUAAACCGUCAAAUAGAAGAACUGUCUGGGGGAGAAUUACAGCGAUUUGCUAUCGCAAUUUCAUGUAUACAAAAUGCAGAUAUUUACAUGUUUGAUGAACCCUCAUCUUAUUUAGAUGUGAAACAACGUCUGAGUGCAGCUCGUACAAUAAGAUCUCUUUUGAAGCCAGAAUGUUACGUUAUAGUCGUUGAACACGAUUUAUCAGUACUCGAUUAUUUAUCAGACUUUAUUUGUGUGUUAUACGGAGUACCCUCGGUCUACGGUGUAGUAACUAUGCCGUUUUCAGUCAGGGAAGGAAUCAACAUAUUUCUCGAUGGCAAUGUACCGACAGAAAACCUUCGAUUCCGUGAGGAGUCUCUAACCUUCAGGUUGGCCGAGACGGCAGAAGAUGAACGGGAAGUCGAGAAACAUCGGCUAUAUUCGUACCCGGAAAUGUCAAAAACUCUAGGGGAUUUUAAACUGGAUGUCCAUGCCGGAUCAUUUACAGACUCGGAAAUUAUUGUAAUGCUUGGCGAGAAUGGGACCGGUAAAACGACAUUUAUACGCCUCCUUGCUGGCAUACUGAAACCGGAUGGAGAGCAAGUAAUCCCGGAAUUGAAUGUCAGCUAUAAGCCUCAGAAAAUUUCACCAAAAUUCAAAGGAACUGUUCAUCAAUUGUUCUUAAAGAAAAUCCGGGCAUCCUUUUUACAUCCACAGUUCCAGACAGAUGUUAUUAAACCGAUGCAGAUUGAAAGUAUUCUCGAUCAGGAGGUUUCGCACUUGUCUGGUGGUGAAUUGCAGCGAGUGGCCAUUGUGCUUGUAUUAGGGCAGCCGGCAGACAUUUAUUUAAUUGAUGAACCUUCCGCGUAUUUGGAUUCAGAGCAGCGUAUUGUUGCUGCCAAAGUAAUUAAAAGAUUUAUCCUCCACAGCAAAAAGACUGCCUUUGUCGUAGAACACGAUUUUAUUAUGGCCACAUAUCUUGCUGAUCGCGUGGUGGUCUAUGAGGGACAGCCGUCUGUGCAUGCAACGGCAAACACUCCACAGUCUUUGUUGACGGGAAUGAAUAUAUUUUUAUCGUCUCUUAAAAUUACUUUCCGUCGGGAUCCCACAAACUUCCGGCCGAGAAUAAACAAGGCUGAUUCUGUUAAGGAUAAAGAGCAAAAAUUGA
Paraglomus occultum is the source of this 1651-nucleotide messenger RNA. NCBI's taxonomy places the organism in Eukaryota, Fungi, Glomeromycota, Glomeromycetes, Paraglomerales, Paraglomeraceae. The record is from the annotation of a GenBank genome assembly.